AUGAUUAUGAAUGAAGUUGGCCUGCGGAAUUUUCUGGCGAUGACGAACGUAUGGGACGGUGCGAACUGGUCACACAUGCCGAGCAAGUACAGAGCUUCGUCCAGCAGAGACUUCUAUCAACAGAUCGCCAUGGCGCUGAAGAAAGAACAGGACGAGGAAAGCGGAGACGAGGGCUACGAGUCCGAUGGCACAGCGUUAGAGUUUAAAGUUCAAGAUUUACAAAAAACGACAGUUAAAGAAGAAACACGCUGCUGGCACAGCCUGGUCGACAGUGACAGUGAGGCUGAAAAAUCUGCGACACCGAGGAACGUGAUGGCCGCAGGUCCUUCGUCGAUGUUCGGUGAAGCCAGUGCCAGUUCCGGAGACCGUUCCUUUGCUGCACCGGUCGCCGAACAACUGGAAACUAGAAAUAAACAAACGAUGCCUGCAGAGACGGCUGGAGGUCCUCGCCCUCUAGCUCUUGCGGCCGCCAUCGCGGCAGGAGGGUCUCCGUCGUCCCCGCAAGAAAAAGAACUGCUGGAGCACAAUCAACCAGCGUUCGUGCCUGUGCCUGUUCCAAUGACCAACGUCUUUACGCCAGGAGCACUAUUUAAUUCUUGGUACCAGACUGCCAUGGCGCACGAGGGGCAGACGAGAAGCUUUGUACCGAUCGUGCAGCUGCAGCGCGAUCCCGUCUCGAAUCAGUACAGUUUUCGUCACAUCACAGUUGGAGUACAGGGCUCUGCGAAUCGGCCGAUCGCGUUCGCCAUACAGGACGAUCUGGACGCCGUGCUCCAGACGCCAUACGAUAGUGCGACCUUCGUAUCCUACAACGGCGUGAGGAUCGACCGGAACAACAGUGGCCGCGUGCCUUUCUGGUGGGGUUUGCCGCAGCAGCAUGGCGGCCACGGUAUGACAGCAACGCUGCAAGCCGUAGGUCCCAAAGAGCGAGGCCUUUUUUGCGAGGAACUGUGGCUGAAACCCCUACCGGUGUUUCCGCCCGUCUGGGUCCCGGUGUGCCUGCCCGCAACGCCCGAGGGAGAGACUGGUCACAUCAGUAGGGACCAGAUGCGGAUAUCCAAAUCCAUUGUAGAGUCAUCGCACUAGUCGCAAUUGCAUCACAAAAUCUUCAAGUUUAAAAGCAGAAUUUUCAAUGUUAUUGAUUUACGUACCUUUGUCUUUGAACAGAGACUUGUCAUGCAGGACGACGUCGACUGCAAGAAGUAGGACGAGCGCGAUACUUUUGCACAGGAUAGCGGACCGCAGUGUGCAACUUGCUGCCUCCCGCUAUCGUUGGACCCUUGGAGACCGGCAAGGCCGCUGUAAUUGCUGCUCUGCCACCUGCUCUGCCUUGUCCCGCACCACAACCGCUACAGCAGCAGCUGCAGGAGAGUCCCUUUUCGUGCCCACCAGAGCCGGUAUAG
Molecule: messenger RNA, 1403 nt
Organism: Amoebophrya sp. A120
Lineage: Eukaryota; Dinophyceae; Syndiniales; Amoebophryaceae
Source: the annotation of a GenBank genome assembly